Molecule: messenger RNA, 743 nt
Organism: Cornus florida
Lineage: Eukaryota; Viridiplantae; Streptophyta; Magnoliopsida; Cornales; Cornaceae
Product: small ribosomal subunit protein uS12
Exons: 4
Coding region: 138-566 (142 amino acids)
Biological process (GO): translation
Cellular component (GO): cytosolic small ribosomal subunit; ribosome
Molecular function (GO): structural constituent of ribosome
Source: RefSeq, a predicted model, not a curated record
UAGUGUAUAUAUCUCUCUAUAUAUAUAUCUCCACGAAAACAAAUUUAGGGUUAGGGUUUCAUAGAGCGGCUUCUCUCUCUCGCUUACUCGAGCUAGCAUCGUCUGUCACAGGCCAGGAACAUCUACUUUCAGCAACCAUGGGAAAGACACGUGGAAUGGGAGCUGGGCGUAAGCUGAAGUCCCACCGUAGAAGGCAAAGGUGGGCUGACAAGGCUUAUAAAAAGUCCCAUCUUGGAAAUGAAUGGAAGAAGCCAUUUGCUGGGUCUUCGCAUGCAAAAGGCAUUGUCCUAGAAAAGAUUGGUAUUGAGGCUAAGCAGCCGAACUCUGCCAUCAGAAAAUGUGCUCGUGUGCAGCUGAUUAAGAAUGGGAAGAAGAUCGCUGCAUUUGUACCCAAUGAUGGUUGCUUAAACUAUAUUGAGGAGAAUGAUGAAGUGCUGAUUGCAGGGUUUGGACGGAAGGGGCAUGCUGUCGGAGAUAUUCCUGGGGUCAGAUUCAAGGUUGUUAAGGUAUCCGGAGUGUCCCUUCUUGCUCUCUUCAAAGAGAAAAAGGAGAAGCCCAGGUCUUAGGUUUUGUUGGGAAAGCUUAUCUUUACCUCUUGAUUUGCUAUGCCAUAUUGAUUUCUUUUUCCUUGACUAUUAUGUCAUCUUGAUGGAGAUGUUGCACUUCUACAUAGUGCUUUUGGUAGACAAUUACAAAGAGUGAUUUUGGCACACAAAUAUCAUUUCAUUUCGGUUGCUUUAAAA